UCUCGGUCAAGGCGGCUGGGGAGGGGUCCUCCCAAACCAUCAUGAAGCCGCCCGUGUCGAGUUCCCCUAGCCCGAGGAGGGUGAUCCCUACUCCUCGGGUUCGUCUGGCAGAUCCCCCACAAUCUUCCGCUACUGCUUCUGGCGCUCCUCCUUUGAAAAAGUUGAAAACAUCUGAGCCCUUUAACCUGGGUGCCCCAGAUUUUGAUGCUAUUGAGUUUGUCGACCAACAGAUUGCCCCUUAUGGUGGGCUUUCUAUGGAUGAUGUGUCCCUUCUUCAGCACCUAGAUUUCAUUACGAAAAAUAGCGUGAAGAUGGCACAUAUGGGCGCUGAUGAGCGGAUAAUUUGUAUUUUCUGGCUGAAAUUGAGGGACCUGAGCAAAAAUUUGAUUCAGAGACCAAAAAGGACUGCAGAUGCUGUUGGAUUCUGACCUCCCUGCACUCGAAGUGGAUUUUCUGGAGCUACAGAAGCCCAAUUGGCGCGCUUUCAACGGCGUUGGAAAGUAGACAUCCUGGGCUUUCCAGCAAUAUAUGAUAGUCUAUACUUUGCCCAAGCUUUGAUGGCCCAAACCGGCGUUCAAAGUCACCCUCAGAAAUCCCAGCGUUAAACGCUGGAACUGGCACCCAAAUGGGAGUUAAACGCCCAA
This is a messenger RNA of Arachis duranensis, 644 nucleotides long. RefSeq lists its product as uncharacterized. Lineage: Eukaryota; Viridiplantae; Streptophyta; Magnoliopsida; Fabales; Fabaceae. The transcript is spliced from 2 exons. The coding region runs from base 42 to 428 and encodes 128 amino acids. The record is from RefSeq and is a predicted model, not a curated record.